Messenger RNA from Trichosurus vulpecula (common brushtail), 2350 nucleotides. RefSeq names its product serine and arginine rich splicing factor 4 (gene SRSF4). Gene Ontology annotation, molecular function: mRNA binding. The transcript is spliced from 6 exons. The record is from RefSeq and is a predicted model, not a curated record. The coding region runs from base 195 to 1685 and encodes 496 amino acids. Gene Ontology annotation, biological process: alternative mRNA splicing, via spliceosome; mRNA splice site recognition. Lineage: Eukaryota; Metazoa; Chordata; Mammalia; Diprotodontia; Phalangeridae. Gene Ontology annotation, cellular component: cytoplasm; ribonucleoprotein complex; nucleus.
GCUCGCGGCGGCGGCGCGCGCGCUGCGUGCUCGCGUACGUCUCCCGGAUUCGGCUGCGUCCGCUCGCCCGCCCGUUGCCGCCGUCGUCGCCCCGCCGUCGCCGUCGCCGUCGCCGCUCUCCAGCCUCGUCGCGGACAGCCAGCCGGCCGCCGCCUGAGGGGGUGGGGGUGGGUGAAGCAGCCACCGCCGCCGGGAUGCCGCGGGUCUACAUUGGCCGCCUGAGCUACCAGGCUCGGGAGCGGGACGUGGAGCGGUUCUUCAAGGGCUACGGGAAGAUCCUGGAGGUGGAUCUGAAGAACGGGUAUGGUUUUGUUGAAUUUGAUGACCUCCGUGAUGCAGAUGAUGCUGUUUAUGAACUGAAUGGCAAAGACCUCUGUGGUGAGCGAGUAAUUGUUGAGCACGCCAGGGGUCCUCGUCGAGAUGGCAGUUAUGGUUCUGGACGCAGUGGAUAUGGUUAUAGAAGAAGUGGAAGAGAUAAAUAUGGUCCUCCAACUCGUACAGAGUACAGAUUGAUUGUGGAAAAUCUGUCCAGCCGCUGCAGUUGGCAAGAUUUAAAGGAUUAUAUGCGUCAAGCAGGAGAAGUAACAUAUGCAGAUGCUCACAAAGGGCGCAAAAAUGAAGGUGUAAUUGAAUUUGUGUCCUAUUCUGACAUGAAAAGAGCUCUUGAAAAGCUGGAUGGAACUGAAGUCAAUGGCAGGAAAAUCAGACUUGUUGAAGACAGACCUGGCUCUAGGCGGCGACGUUCCUAUUCCAGAAGUCGGAGUCACUCACGGUCCCGCUCUCGAAGCAGACAUUCUCGUAAGAGCAGAAGUCGCAGUGGCAGCAGCAAGAGCAGUCAUUCUAAGAGUCGGUCCCGAUCCAGGUCUGGCUCCCACUCAAGAAGCAAGAGCCGGAGCCGCAGCAAGAGUCGCAGUCGAGGAAAAAAGGAGAAGAGCCGGAGCCCAAGUAAGGAGGACAAGAGCCGCAGCCGCAGCCGCAGCGUGGACAAGGACCGGAGCAAAAGCAAAGACAAAGCAGAAGAGAAAAUCCAGAACAAUGAAGAAGAUGGGAAAGCCAAGAGCCGCAGCGCCAGCCAGGACAAGAGCAAGAGUCAGAGCCGAAGCCGGAGUCGAAGCAAAGAGAGAGCAGAGAAGGAGGAGAGGAGGGGCAGUGUGAGUCGGAGCCGAAGCCAGGAGACCAGCUUGGGCAAGGCCAGGAGCAGGAGCCGUAGCAAGAGCAAGGGGCGGAGUCAGAGCCGCAGCCGCAGCCGCAGCCAGAGCAAGGACAAGAGGAAAGGCAGGAAGAGGAGCCGGGAUGACAGCCGUAGCCGCAGCCGCAGCCGUAGCAAGAGCUCCAAGAGCAAGAGACACAGCAAGCGAGAGGGCAAGGGCAGCAGCAGCAAGAAGAAGAACAAGGAGGACCCAGAGCGCUCCCGGUCCCGGUCUAGAUCCCGCUCCCAGUCCAAGGGGAAGGAGCACCUAAAGCUCGAGGCCGGCCCAAAAGAAGGCAGAGGUGACGGGGAGGAUGCGCAGGCAAGCCAGGAAACCCAGUCCAGGUCCAGAUCCAAUUCCAAAUCAAAACCAAACAUUCAAUCAGAAUCUCGUUCCAGAUCAAAAUCAGUCUCAAAAACCAGGUCCCGAUCCAAAUCUAGAUCUGCCUCCAGAUCACCUUCCAGGUCUCGGUCUCGAUCCCGCUCAAGGUCCUAACGUGGCUGCCAGCACAGGCGGAGGAAACUCCAUGAGAAGAGUCUUUUGUACAUGUUGGGUAGCUGUAGCACAAGUGAUUGAGGUAGAACCCAUGUCAAUGCUGUACAUUUUUAACUCCCCCAAUGGUGUGUCUGUAAUUGUGAAAUCUCAGUGCCCGCUCCCUCUCCGUGAGGCCUCCUGGGGCCAGGCUUUUCUGCUCGAAUGAAAGAUGCCCUUUAGUAAACAGCCCUCACUAGACCAUCCCAAAUGCCUCAACCUUCAGGCCUGGCCUUACAGACAGGGAGCUUGGUUCCAGUGGCUUGGAGGCUGGAAUGAUGACAUAGGUAGGUAUGAUGACUUCAACCAUUUCUGCCCUUGGAUUGAUGCCCUUUGAUGUAUGCCAUUUAGUGAAAGUGCUAAGUCUUAAGUUUCAUACUACUUUGGUUUCAUAUUUUUGGACUUUAACAAAGUUGUGAAUAGCACAGUCAAGAAAAUUGAUUCCUGCAGUAAUCCAUAGGAAAUCCACUGUAGAGUUCCAUAUUCUGGUAUUGUGACUAUACUCUUGUUUUAUAUUAAAAAAAAAAACAAAAAAGAUUUUUUUUUAAUUUUAUUUUUCCCCAUCUUGCAAAGUACAGUGAUCCCUGUUUCCAUUAAAUUUGAAUAAAGACUAUUUUUGCUUGACAAAA